Molecule: messenger RNA, 2333 nt
Organism: Camelina sativa (false flax)
Lineage: Eukaryota; Viridiplantae; Streptophyta; Magnoliopsida; Brassicales; Brassicaceae
Product: calcium-dependent protein kinase 32
Biological process (GO): protein phosphorylation
Molecular function (GO): protein kinase activity; calcium ion binding; ATP binding
Source: RefSeq, a predicted model, not a curated record
CAGAAAAAAAAACAAAACAAAACAAUCAUAUAGAGCUUUGCUGGAGAAGAAAGAAGAAGGGAGGGAAGAAGAUUCUUUUGACCUUCCUUCCACCAUCAUCAUCAUCAUCAGCAUCAGCAUCAUCAUCUCUCUUCGUGUUAAUUAAUUUUUAUUUUACUUUUGUGAAUUCGUAAAAAAACAUGAAAAAAUUUCAGCAAAUAAAUCAUUUGACGUUCGUCUUCGUAAUCACGCGUUGAAAAUUUCCACACUUUUCAUCUUCUUCGUUUUGGUAAUAUAUACCCAUCCCAUCUCUCUCCCUAAUCCCUCUCAUAAAGUACCAUCCUUUUUCAUAAAAAUCCCAACUUUCCUGGAAUUGCGUUGUCAAUCACCUAAACUAGAACAGUUUUUGAUUUGGGGUUUUUAAGAUUUCGUCGGGAAAAUCAUGGGUAAUUGUUGCGGAACGGCGGGAUCAUUGGCUCAGAAUGAUAACAAUAAGCCCAAAAAAGGAAGGAAGAAGCAAAACCCUUUCUCAAUCGAUUACGGUCUUCAUCACGGCGGUGGUAAUGGUGGAAAAGCUCUUAAGCUCAUCGUGUUGACUGAUCCGACAGGUCGUGAGAUCGAGUCUAAAUACACCUUGGGGAGGGAGCUAGGUCGUGGUGAAUUCGGUGUCACGUAUCUGUGCACGGAUAAAGAGAACGACGAUGUUUUUGCUUGUAAAUCUAUUUUGAAGAAGAAGCUGAGGACGGCUGUGGAUAUCGAGGAUGUUAGGAGAGAAGUUGAGAUCAUGAGGCAUAUGCCUGUUCAUCCUAAUGUUGUUACUUUGAAAGAGACUUAUGAGGAUGAGCAUGCUGUGCAUUUGGUUAUGGAGCUUUGUGAAGGUGGUGAAUUGUUUGAUAGGAUUGUUGCUAGAGGUCAUUACACCGAGAGAGCUGCUGCUGCUGUCACUAAGACCAUCAUGGAAGUUGUUCAGGUGUGUCACAAGCAUGGAGUAAUGCACAGGGACCUGAAACCAGAGAACUUCUUGUUUGGAAACAAGAAGGAGACUGCACCUCUCAAGGCAAUUGAUUUUGGUCUCUCUGUUUUCUUUAAACCAGGAGAGAGGUUUAACGAAAUCGUUGGUAGUCCAUACUACAUGGCUCCCGAGGUGCUAAAACGGAAUUACGGUCCAGAAGUUGACAUUUGGAGUGCAGGUGUAAUCCUUUACAUACUGCUCUGUGGUGUCCCACCUUUCUGGGCAGAAACUGAACAAGGAGUCGCACAAGCAAUUAUUCGAUCUGUACUGGACUUCAGAAGGGACCCAUGGCCCAAGGUUUCUGACAACGCAAAAGACCUUAUCAGGAAAAUGCUUGAUCCUGACCAAAGGCGUCGUCUUACAGCCCAGCAAGUGCUAGAUCAUCCGUGGUUACAGAAUGCAAAGACAGCUCCCAAUGUAUCAUUGGGUGAAACAGUGAGAGCAAGGCUGAAGCAGUUCACCGUCAUGAACAAGCUCAAGAAACGAGCACUCAGGGUUAUUGCUGAGCAUUUAUCAGAUGAAGAAGCUUCUGGUAUAAGAGAAGGGUUCCAAAUAAUGGACACAAGCCAAAGAGGGAGGAUUAAUAUUGACGAGCUAAAAAUCGGGUUGCAGAAACUUGGUCAUGCCGUUCCCCAAGAUGAUUUACAAAUUCUAAUGGACGCUGGAGAUAUCGAUAGAGAUGGAUAUUUGGACUGUGAUGAGUUCAUUGCCAUAUCAGUACACCUAAGGAAAAUGGGAAAUGAUGAGCAUCUCAAGAAAGCGUUUGCGUUCUUCGAUCAAGACAAUAACGGAUAUAUCGAAAUAGAGGAACUAAGAGAAGCUUUGGCUGACGAAGUUGGUACGAGCGAAGAAGUUGUUGAUGCCAUUAUUCACGAUGUUGAUACUGAUAAGGAUGGAAGAAUAAGUUACGAAGAGUUUGUGACGAUGAUGAAAACAGGAACAGAUUGGAGAAAAGCUUCGAGACAGUACUCGAGGGAACGGUUUAACAGUAUCAGUCUCAAACUGAUGCAGGAUGCGUCAUUGCAGGUCAAUGGUGAAAAAUGAUGAGAGAAGCAGUGUCACCUCAGAAGUGGAAGAUUGAAUCAAAAUGGGAAUGCCAAAUCUAUCUUCAUUUCUUUAUUUUUAUAUCUUUUUUGGGGUUUUUCUUAACACCACAACUAAAGAUUUUUAGGCAUAUAAAGUUGUACGAUUUGUGUGUUUUGAUUUCCUGGCUGAAGAGCGAGCGAGAGAAAGUACGGAUCAGGAGAAAACAAAGAGUGUUGGCCUUUGGCUGUGUGUAGAUAUUUUGUAUAAUCUUAUGUUGAUAAUGAAUGAAGAUAACAUCAAUUUUUUCUUGUGAUAA